CGCGCGAGGGGCGUGGCCAGGGGCGGAGCCGGCUUUGAGUGGACGCGGGAAGAUGGCGGAGUCGGCGGGGCGCGGCGGCGCCGGGAAGCCGCCCGUGGGCGGCCCCGGGACCCCGGGGGGCACCAAGCCGAAGGUCAGAAGAGCUCAAGGUGGCCGCGUAGUGGAGUCCCGUUACCUGCAGUUGGAGAGGAGAGGCGCCCGGAAGGCCCCCGCGGCCGACCAGACCCUGAGGACCAGCAGGGUGGCCGAGCCGGGGAAGAAGCCGGCCGGCCCGCAGAGGAACAGAGACCCCCGGGACCUGCACUCCACGCUGCUGGAGGGCCACGGCGCCACCCCGCCCGACCUGGACGUGUCGGCCAUCAACGACAGGGGCCUGGCCCGGCGGACACCGAGGCCCUGGCCGGACCGGACGGUGGCCGGGAAGCCCGAGGGCGGCUCGUUCUCCGAGCCACAGAGGAAGGAGCCCGACCCGGACAUGAUGGAGUCCCAGACGCUGCUGUUUACGCUGCUGACCCUGAAGAUGGAGAACAGCCUGGCGUCUCUGGAGGCGGAGGCCGAGCGGCGGCUGCUGGCGGCGUGCGGGGAACGGGCGCGGCUGGAGCGCCGGGCGCGGGAGCUGGGGCGGCGGCGGCUGCUGGGCCGGAGGGCGCGGGAGCUGGACGUGGCGCUGGACGUGCAGGUGGAGCUGCUGACGCCGUGCGUGGCCCUGUCGGGACGCUUCGCCGAGCGCUACCGCGGCCUGGCCGCCGCCCUGGACUCCACGCGCCACGAGCUCCCGGUCAGGGGCGUCCACUCUUCGGGCGACGGCCGCGGGCUGCUGGAUGCCCUGCAGGCGGAGCUGGGCACCACCCGCCACCUCCUGGCGGAGCUGGGCCUCGGGCCCGAGGGCCACAGCUCGGCGCUCGCGCUGCUGGCCCAGCUCCGGGCGGCCGCCGGGGACAAGGACCAGGAGCUGCGCAGGGCCUGGGCGCAGGUGCUGGAGCUAUCCUCGGAGGCCAGCCAGGAGGCAGCGCUGCUCAACCAGGACGCCUGGGAGUCGGCCUGCGGCCCGGGCCCCGCCCGCCGCUGGUACUUCGGCCCGAGCGACCUCCACGCCGUGCCCGCAGCCCCGUGUGCCAGCCCCUAACCCACGAGUGCCGGAAGCACUUCUCUGCCGCACUGGGCGGACACAGCAGCCUGGAGCCCCCCACCACAGCCCCCUUGCCCUGGGCGAGGACUCGGGUUCGAGCCCGCCCCCGCCCCCACCGCUUCUGUCCAAUAAA
Erinaceus europaeus (western European hedgehog) is the source of this 1262-nucleotide messenger RNA. RefSeq names its product HAUS augmin like complex subunit 8 (gene HAUS8). Lineage: Eukaryota; Metazoa; Chordata; Mammalia; Eulipotyphla; Erinaceidae. The transcript has 10 exons. The record is from RefSeq and is a predicted model, not a curated record. The coding region runs from base 53 to 1126 and encodes 357 amino acids.